GUCCGGAUCUACAAAUCAUGCGCACAGGCCUCCUGCGGUUAUGAUACGCCCAUGACUGCGCGUUCAUGAUUAUGAAGUCGACGUGCAUAGCUUGUAACCUGCACUCUGAGGCGAGCUAAGCUGCCUCCAACAAGAUGUUUACGGGUUAUCCACGGUGGAGCACCCGAAUAAUCAGACGAAGCACGGCAGAAUGGUGUAGCUCUUAACUGAUAUGGGUGAAGACACCUGUGUGUUUCCCGGCAACGCUCAUAGCUAAAGCAGAGGUUGGCAGGAUGGGCGAGCGAGGCGGCAGUGGCCCCGUGGCUGCGAUCUCUCCAGUGCAGCAGAUGCUGGCCUCUGGCACUGGAGCCCUCAUCACAUCUCUGUUUGUCACGCCACUAGACGUUGUGAAGAUCAGGCUGCAGGCUCAGCAGACACCGUUCCACCAAGCUUCAGCGUCUUUUUCUGCUCCGUGGGAUGGUGUCUCACGUCAUUCCAAGUCUAAUAAUCUGAGUGUGGUUUUCUCUUCCUCUGACCACCUCAUGUGCCUCCUCACAGGGAAGUGUUUCCUGUAUUGUAAUGGGCUGAUGGAUCACAUCUAUGUUUGUCAGAAUAGAACCAGUUGCACCAGCUGGUACAAAAAGCCAACUCAGUUCAGCGGGACUCUUGAUGCAUUUGUGAAAAUCACUCGCCAUGAAGGUCUUCGGUCUCUGUGGAGCGGGCUACCACCAACUUUGGUGAUGGCAGUACCUGCCACUGUCAUUUACUUCACCUGCUACGACCAGUUGCGGGACUUCCUGACAUUCGGUGUGGGUCUUCAGGGCAGUCAUGUCCCUCUUGUUGCUGGGGGUCUUGCCAGAUUGGGAGCUGUGACGGUGAUUAGCCCACUGGAACUGGUCAGGACCAAGAUGCAGUCCCGUCAGCUGUCCUACAGCGAGCUGCGGACAUGUAUCCGCUCUGCUGUGGCCCAGAAUGGACUUCUGUCCCUGUGGAGGGGCUGGGGACCCACCGUUCUCAGAGAUGUACCCUUUUCAGCUUUGUACUGGUUUAACUAUGAAAUGGUGAAGGCCCGGCUUUGUGAACAGUCUGAAGUUCCUCAGGCCAACUUCUCUAUCAGCUUUACUGCAGGAGCUGUUUCUGGAGCAAUCGCUGCAAUCCUGACGCUGCCCUUCGAUGUUGUGAAGACUCGCAGACAGAUCGAGCUGGGAGAGAUGGACACUUUGGGAGUUUCUGUGAAGAGAACGUCAUCCACCUGGCACAUCAUGAAGGAAAUACGGGCCGAGUUGGGCUACAGGGGCCUUUUUGCAGGUUUCAUGCCCAGGGUGAUCAAAGUGGCCCCAGCCUGCGCUGUUAUGAUAAGCAGCUAUGAGUUUGGAAAGGCCUUCUUCCAAAAGAUGAACCUUGAUCGAGAGCAGCUGGCAUUGUGAAGGCGGUCACUGUGCCGCUGGUUGUUUGUCACAGCAAAACAUGCAGAGAAUAAUUCAGGACAAGUCUGAAGAGUCAGCCCAUUUGUGGAGAUUUCUUUUUUUUGCAGAUCCACGCACCUCACCACUUACCCCGCAUCCCUGGACACAAUAAGGAGCCUGAAUCCCAGGCAGAGAUUUUCUGGGACCACAAACUUUGUGUGCUUAAUGGAGUAAAGUUUAAAAGAUAGAAACUUUGUUUAGUGGUUAUGUAAAGGAACAUGUACCAAAUCAUUGUAGUCUUAUUGUGCUCUCAUUUUUCCAAUGAAACGGAGGAAAUGAGGAGUAAAUCUCAGUGAAGACCCUGAACCUGCUCACCUGCUAUCCAGGACAGUGGGGGAGGGAAACCACCUUAAAGACUGCAUCCUUAUCGGGUGAAAGGAAAAUGUUUCUUUUCCUGCACUUUGGAUUGUGCGACAGACUGCAUGGUGUGUGCAGGCCUGAAGACUUCCUGUCAAUGUAAAGCAUGACAAUUUUGACAUUUAUCUGCUGUGUAGAUGAGUAAACGAUAUGGUUCGUAUGCUGGAUAGAUUCGGAGCACUCUUACGUUUGCAAAACAAGUGCUGUGAAAUGAAAUCAUAAAAAGCAACUUAAGCUUCUUUUUAAAAAAUGUUUGUAAAUGAGGAAAGCCAUACUGUGGGUUUUCAAGGAUAACCUUACAUUAGUUUGGCUAAAUUGAAGCAGGCCUUAUUGGAAUAAAUAAUACGAUUAUUCCAAUUACGUGACAUAAUCUUCUGUGAAAACCACUGCAGCAAACUUCUCAAAAGUCACAGAUGUCACCAAAAAAUGUUGGGAGGCUUGUUACAAAAAGCAAUAACAAAAAGGAGAAAGUCUCUGCUCAUAAAAGUUUUGGACUUCUUAUCUGCAAUGAACAAAAACACUGGGUCAUGAAACAAAAUAUUUCUGCCUUAAAUUGCAAGCUAAAUGUGAUUGUGUGUCCUUUGUGUUUUCUUUUUUGUAUGUGUGAAAUCUGAAGGUGGCUUCAUCUUUAUGCAAUGAGUGACUUAUUUCCUAUGAUGUGGUAUUGUAAAUGACCACUAUUUAAUAAAAUUUCACUUAUGCGUUAA
This is a messenger RNA of Maylandia zebra (zebra mbuna), 2509 nucleotides long. RefSeq names its product solute carrier family 25 member 39 (gene slc25a39). Gene Ontology annotation, biological process: mitochondrial transmembrane transport. Lineage: Eukaryota; Metazoa; Chordata; Actinopteri; Cichliformes; Cichlidae. Gene Ontology annotation, cellular component: mitochondrion. The record is from RefSeq and is a predicted model, not a curated record.